Messenger RNA from Vespula pensylvanica (western yellowjacket), 4503 nucleotides. RefSeq names its product E3 SUMO-protein ligase ZBED1-like. The transcript is spliced from 4 exons. The record is from RefSeq and is a predicted model, not a curated record. Lineage: Eukaryota; Metazoa; Arthropoda; Insecta; Hymenoptera; Vespidae. Bases 405 to 2576 code for a protein of 723 amino acids. Gene Ontology annotation, molecular function: protein dimerization activity; DNA binding.
AGAUUCGUAUGUAACGAUAUUCUACGGAACAACGGAUGCAAAGUCGAUAGCAUCGUUACACGCUGUGGUCGAUAACCGAUUGUGCAUCGUUCUUUUCGAAGCGAGAAAUUGAACUUCGAUAUCUAUAAAAUAAUUCACCGAACCUCGCGUUCCGUGAUAUCGGGAGUAUCCGCGGCAAAUUUGUUAUCGCGCGGAUAUCGUUAUAACGUACAAAUAAAUUUUCUUAACGGGAAAUUGUAUCGUUUAACCGUAACAUUUUAAAUUAUGCAACUAAAGUCCACCAUUUUGAUACGGAUAUGAGAAUUCGUGGAUAAUAGAUAAUAUAUAUCGAGAAUAUAUCAAAUACAUUCUAUGGUGUAUCAAAGACGAUACAUGCCGGUAGUUAUGCAUUUCAGAAUAUAAUCAUGGAAAGUAAAUCGUUAACGGUCUCAAACAGUAGCAAAUCUACUGCAACGGACGAAACCAAGAGUGAAAUGCAUAUGGUUCUCGCCAAAAUGAUGGAAGAGAAACAUACGUAUACUUAUAAAAAGUUAGUUGUACCAAUGUCAAUGAGAAGUAUAUAUUGGAAAUUUUUUGGAUUUCCUGCCACUGACGACGGUGAUAUUCUUACUAAGGUGAAAAUUGUUUGUAUAUUAUGUAAGACACAAAUUGCGUAUAAUCGUAACACCAGUAAUUUACGAAUGCAUCUGCAAAAUAAACAUGCCCAAGAGCUGUUGGAAUUGGAAGCGAAUACACCACCCCGUAGACAGGUUCUUUCGCAAGAGGCAAAGGAUCGUAGAGCACAAAAGAGAAAAAUAAAAGCCGAAUUAACUUCGGCUCAACAUAUAUAUACCACUAAUGCUGACGGUACAGUCCAAAUUGACGGAGACAUUCAAUUUGUAACAGAUCCUAAUAUCAGUUUGUCUAAUAUGGAAGAUGAUAUUGCUAUUGGUCAACCAUUGAGAGUGAUGAUCAAAGGUGGUACAAAUAUAGGUAAUAACAGUCAAAAUGUAGCAUUUCUCAUGCCAGAAGAUAAUACAGUGCAUCAAUCUAGUAUAGACGGUAAAACGGUAUCAGAUGCUAUCGCUGAAUUCAUUAUAAUGGAUCUACAAUUACCGGAAGUGGUAGAAGGUCACGGAUUUCAAAGGCUUGUGGCUACUUUAAGAUCACCUUGUGAAAUUCCUAGUAAAAAUAAACUAGAGGAAGAAAUAAUACCAAAAAUUUAUGAUACUUUUCGUGAGUCUGUGGCAGCUACGUUAGCGUGCAUGAGCAAUGAUGUUGGUUUGACGAUUGAGGAAUGGAAAUCAAAUUCUAAUGAAAGUUUCGUGACCGUAUCGGUGUAUUAUCAAAAUGCCGGUGAAACUUCGUUAGAAUGUAAAGUUUUAAGUAGUAUACAUGCACCUUUAGACUGGGAUAAACAUCAGUGGAGUAAUACGAUCGAUACUUUGUUACUUGACUGGUAUCUCAAAGUUGAAAGAAUAACAGCAGUGGUUGUGGCGACAUCCAGAUCAGAGUUAUUAGCAGCAUUAUCGGCUAAGGGUUUGACGUUGAUUCCAUGUCUCCUUCAUACGUUACAAGUCUGUGCACAAGCCUGUUUUGAAAAUCCAGAAGUAGCUAGUAUAUUAUCAAAAUGUAGAACUGUUAUUGGAGCUAUCAUAAAUCAUUCGACCGCUUCCGCGGCUUUGGCUAUGCAAGAACAAAUUAUGGAGCUGGAGGAGAACACUAUGGUGAUGGAUUAUCCUGGCGUUUGGACAUCUACUUACAAUAUGAUGGAGCAAAUUGCGCUAAGACGCAAUAUCAUUUCAUCUAUAUUGGAAAGUAUAGAAGGCAAUGAACCGGAAGUUAUUGAUCUAUCCCCUGAUCAAUGGAAAAUAGUCGAAGACCUUGUUAAUGUUCUUGAACCAUUCAAGGUCACUAUUAUGACACUCAGCGAAGAAAAAAUGCCUUUGAUAUCGCUUUUAAGGCCAUUACUCUGGCAACUUGUGUCGUCUCAUCUUAAAGUAAAAGAUUCUGACAGUGAAACUGCAAGAUCUUUUAAAGAAUCUUUGUCAGAUAUGCUGUGUGAACGGUAUGCCGAUUACAAUGUUACUCUCCUUCUUCAAAUUGCAACUACGUUAGAUCCAAGGUUCAAGCAGUUGCCAUAUGCCACGGAAGAAGACAAAAGUUUAGUUGCAACCCCAAUAAAAGAAAUGUUGACAAAAUUAAUACAAGCGGAAAGCGGAGAUUCGAUCAAAGUUGAAGAAGAACCAACAAGUAAGAAGAGCAGAUUAUCAGGUAUGGAACUCUUACUCGGUGGCUUGUGUGCGACGAAAAAUGGAAUGCCAGCUGAAGAAAAAGCUGAUCUCGAAUUAGUACAAUAUCAAUCAGAAUCGACAGCGCCCCUUGACUAUUGCCCUUUGCAGUGGUGGGCCAAAGUAUCAGCAAAGUGUCCAAAUCUUGCAAAAUUAGCAUGUAGGUAUAAUUGUGUCCCCGCUUGUUGUGCUCCGCCAGCUCGUAUUCCUGCAGAAGUACAAGUUUUAUACGAUACAAGACGAGCUGCAUUACCACCUCAUUUAGUUGAUAAAUUACUUUUCCUUCAUGGCAACCAUACAGUGUGAUUAGACUUAUAUAUUGCUUAUAUGAUUUUGAGAAUAUCAAUAAAUGAUGCCAUUCGGAGAGAUUAUCUUGUAAAUAGAAUCGGAUAUAUUAUAACGAUUAAACGUAUAAUAUUAAAACUAGAUAAAUAUAGCGAUAUAAAUUGCACUUAUGUGAUACGUGAUAGACGUGUUUUCACUUUUUAAAAAAAAAUGCAAUACAGUAUCAACAUCAGAUUAAUGUUGAAAUAUACAAUUCAGAAAAGUAACAAAAACGAUUUUUGCAGCUUUUACGAAGAUAUAUAAUUAUUAUUUGACCAAAGUCUGAUGUGUAUUUUAAUAUUUCAAUAUUACACGAGGAGAACCAAAAAGUAUUUUGAAGUUAAUUGUAUUAUAGUAUUGUAAAUUUAUUAAUAUGUAUUAUAUAUAUAUAUUGCUAUAUUACUUAUUUCAUCAGUCACGGUACAUUUUCAUCAAAAUACGAUAAUAACAUUGUCGUAAUAUUAAAAAGACUAGAUUUUCUGUAAUUUAAAAAGUCUCAUAAAAUAUAAGAUUUUUCUAACAUGUAUGAAAUACUGUAAUUUGUACAAACUGGUCAAAAUAGAAUUAAAACUCGAUUGCAUUGAGUCGUUAACGUGUACAUAUAAUGUUAAAAGAAAAAAAGAAAAAAAGGAAAAAAAAAAUACAAUUUUUUUAUACAUUAUCUAUACUUUGUGAUAUAAGAUAUAAACUCAAUGCCACAAUUUAUUACAAUAUACAAGAUAUUCAAUAAAUAGUUUAUAUACAGAAUGUUAUGAUUUGCUUGCCAAAGCGUAUAACAUUUAAAAAAUUACCAUUUUCUGCAUUAUGAUUAUGCAUUUUUCUUAUUAACUUUUUGCUUCAAUUUCUCAUAUAUUGUUCAACUUUUAUUUACAACAAUCUCAGAUUCUGUUUUGAAUAGGUAGGAAUUUAAUGUAAUAAUAUUUUAAUAUAGCUACUUGUAGCAACGAAUAAUCACAUAUAAAAGAAUAUAAAACCUCAAUAUUAUUACAUAAAAAGCUCUCAUACACAAUUUUAUUAUGAAUUAGCGUUAUAUCAUUAUGGUUCAUAAUACGUUUUAAUAAUUUAUUUUUUAUAAGUAAGCGUUUAUAUCACAGCACAUUUAAAUAGCAAUAGGUUAGAAUAUAUUGAUACUUCAAAUCAAUUAAGUCAAUAAUUUUGUUCGAAAAUUGUAUUGAUUAAAAAAGUUAUGUGAUGUAAAAAAAAAAGCAAUAUUUGAUAAUGAUUGGUUUUUAUGUUGUACAUAAAUAUCAACUAAAAUUAUAAAUUUUAUGUUCUACGUGAUAUUAAGUAACGAAUGUAAGGAAAAACAAAAACGUACGUAUAGAUAUAAAAAAAUUGAUAUUUUCUAUCGUACGUAAUACACGAUUAUAAAUCAAAUUACAUACUACUGUACAAAGUGGACUCAAAAUAGUAACAAGUAAAUAAUCUUGUUUUAUCAUAUAAUUAAUUAUGUUAUUUAUGUUAAUAAUUGUGUUAAUAGUAUAGUUUAUGUUAAUAGUAUAAGUAUGUUAUAUAAUUAUGUUAAUUAUGUUAUUAUCAUAAUUAAAUCAUGUGCUAAUAUUUAAUUAGAAAAUUAGUCAGCUUAGAGUUAUGAAUAAAUUUUAAGAAACUACCAAAAUGAUUUUGGUCUAUAAGAAGAAUAGUACAUGCGAAUAGUUUUUACUUUUGUUAUUAUUGAUUGAAAAUGCACAAUAUCUCUUUCUAUUUCUCAUAGUAAUUUUAGAUUAUGAUUGACAAACGCAUAUUCGAUGCAUUCAUAAAAAAAUAUUUGAGCCUUAGUACCUCAUGAUUAUUAACAUUAAAAGCAUGAUCAACUACCUGUUACUAAAAGACUACCUCACCAAAAUUGUAAAAUAUUUUAGUACAACUUAGAGCUUUGUUUUAAGUAAUAAAACAAAAGUAAAUUAUA